AUGGACAAAAUUUCCGUCGGACACCUCCGUGUAUUGACCAUAGAACGUAUUUAUGAUUUUCCUCCACGCACCGCGGACGAUUCUGCGAACACAGAGACUCUCAGUGCAGAGUUGAGGGUGACCAAAGACACUUUUUGGGUUCGCUUGUUUACCAUGGGCGACCUUGGAUUUUCCGAGGCCUAUAUGUAUGGGGAGGUUGAAUGCAGUGAUCUUAUUGCGUUGUUCAAGAUCUUUUUGAUAAAUCGGCAAAAUCUUGCUAACAUGGAGUCUGCCGCAUCGUGGUUUUUCACAAUUCCGCAAAAGCUCACAUCCUUUCGGUUUCUAAACACCCUCAGCAAUUCUCGAUGCAACAUUUCAGCUCACUACGACAUAUCUAAUGCAAUGUUCAGAGGCUUCCUGUCCGAAGAUAUGACAUAUUCAUGUGCUAUCUUUGACGAUCUUGAUGGCGACCUUGUCUCUGGUGCUGCAGACCACAAGUCUUAUAGUGGGGGCGAACAUCUCAUGAUUCUGAAUGCACACUAUAACCCACAGUCGAAGGAGGCUUCAGGGGCUGAUUGCUGCCCUCCUCCGUCGGAAGAUUCACUGUAUGAAGCACAGCUUCGCAAGCUGAAACACAUCAUUGACAAAGCCAAGAUCUCCUCCGACCAGCGCGUACUGGAAGUUGGGUCGGGAUGGGGUUCCAUGGCUAUAGCUAUUGCGCAAACAUAUCCUGGCACAACCGUGGAUACUCUCACACUUUCCGUUCAGCAACAGGCACUAGCCACGGAGCGUAUCCGAGACGCUGGACUUCAGGACAGAGUGAUAGUACAUCUCAUGGACUAUCGUGCGAUGCCGCCUAGCUGGAAAGCUUCUUUUGAUAGAGUCAUCAGUAUCGAGAUGAUCGAGGCCGUUGGUGCGGAAUAUCUUGAAGAGUAUUGGCGUGUCCUUGACUGGGCGUUGAAACCCAAGGGUGGGGUCGGAGUCGUACAGGUCAUUACUAUUCCAGAGGCUCGUUUCGAACGGUACAUCGCAGAAAUUGACUUUAUUAGAAAAUGGCUUACAGUAUUCCCCGGAGGGUUUAUCCCAACGCUGACGCUGCUGCUUAAAUCCAUGGAGAAGGGUUCCGGCGGUCGUCUUAUCGUUGACUCCGUAUCGAACAUAGGUCCCCACUAUGCCCGAACGCUCCGGGAAUGGCGUAGACGCUUCGUGAAUAGGUUCGAAAGUGUCAUCGUCCCAGCUCUAAAAGCGGAGUAUCCUGCCAUAAUAAACGGCCCUAGAGGACAAGAAGAGAUAGAGGUCUUCCGCAGAAAAUGGUUAUGUAGCUGUUAUUGUGAAGUGGGCUUCACGGCACGUGUCUUGGGAGACCAUAUCAUCACUUUCACGCGCGAAGGCUUUGAAGGCUUUGGUUGCGACGUUUUCCAUUGA
Suillus clintonianus is the source of this 1404-nucleotide messenger RNA. RefSeq names its product CFS1-like protein. Gene Ontology annotation, biological process: lipid biosynthetic process. The transcript has 7 exons. The coding region runs from base 1 to 1404 and encodes 467 amino acids. The record is from RefSeq and is a predicted model, not a curated record. NCBI's taxonomy places the organism in Eukaryota, Fungi, Basidiomycota, Agaricomycetes, Boletales, Suillaceae.